Messenger RNA from Strongylus vulgaris, 840 nucleotides. NCBI's taxonomy places the organism in Eukaryota, Metazoa, Nematoda, Chromadorea, Rhabditida, Strongylidae. The record is from the annotation of a GenBank genome assembly.
GUUUGCCUUAGUAUUCUAUGUCCUAUUCGGAAUUGUUGCUGGAUAUGUAGCAGCUCGUUUGUACAAAAGUGAGUCAAAAGUGGUCCACACUCAAGUCUUGAUUAUUUUAUUUUCAGCUUUCCAUGGAGUACAUUGGAAGACCAAUGUCAUUCUUACUAGCUUUUUGAUUCCUGGAAUUUUGUUUUCCGUGUUCUUCUUCACAAAUCUUCUCUUAUGGGCAAAGGGUUCAUCUGCUGCGGUACCCUUCGGAACUCUGCUUGCUCUUUUGUCACUUUGGCUCUUUAUCUCUACCCCUAUGACAUUCAUCGGUGCAUUCUUUGGAUUCAAAAAGAAGGCGAUUGAAGCUCCAGUUCGCACCAAUCAAAUUCCUCGCCAGGUUCCUGAACAAACGUUGUAUACAAAGCCGUUACCUGGAAUGCUUAUGGGCGGAAUUUUACCAUUUGGUUGCAUUUUCAUACAGCUUUUCUUCAUCCUUAACAGCAUCUGGGCCCAUCAAACCUACUAUAUGUUCGGCUUCCUAUUCGUCGUAUUCUUGAUCCUGAUUAUCACGUGCUCGGAAGCAACUAUUCUUCUGGCAUACUUCCAUCUUUGCGCAGAAGACUAUCAUUGGUGGUGGCGUUCGUUUUUCACUAGUGGAUUCACUGCAGUGUACUUGUUUGCCUACUGUGUACGCUUCUUCACAAGUAAAUUGUCGAUCACUGGUGUGGUUUCAACCAUAUUGUACUUCUCAUACACUGCUAUUUUUGUCUUCAUGUUUUUCUUAAUGACUGGUACAAUUGGUUUCCUAUCGACUUACUACUUUAUGCACAAGAUAUACUCAUCCGUGAAAGUUGACUGAUU